Messenger RNA from Daucus carota subsp. sativus, 809 nucleotides. Its product is annotated as protein LHCP TRANSLOCATION DEFECT. The coding region runs from base 96 to 668 and encodes 190 amino acids. Gene Ontology annotation, biological process: intracellular protein transport; granum assembly. Gene Ontology annotation, cellular component: chloroplast envelope; chloroplast stroma. The transcript has 2 exons. The record is from RefSeq and is a predicted model, not a curated record. Lineage: Eukaryota; Viridiplantae; Streptophyta; Magnoliopsida; Apiales; Apiaceae.
UACCGAAAGUUGAUCGGGGAAGAUAGAGAUAGAGCAGGAGUUUGUAGAUAAGAAAAGAAGUGGUUAUUAUAGACUGGGUUUUAUAAAACAGAAAGAUGGUGAUGGGCAGCUGCUCAGUGGGAGGAAAUGUUGUACUCCAACUUAAUCAACAUUCAUAUGCUAAACGUCAAGUGUUUCGCAGCAGCAGCAGCAGCAGCAGCUUUGUAAUUAAAUCAAAGUUUGUGGGUACUAUUGACAAGAGGUUGGGGUGGUUGAGCCUUUCUAAAAUUGGUCUUCUCUCAACUACAAGUGCUUCGGCUUCUGGAGCCACCUGCUGGUUUAAGUUCGGCAAAAAUGGUGUUGAUGCUGAGCAAGCUGGUAUCUACGGUAGCCAAUCUCGUAAUGAUUUCGACCGUGAUGACGUUGAACAGUACUUUAACUACAUGGGAAUGCUUGCCGUUGAGGGUACAUAUGAUAAGAUGGAGGCUCUUCUAAAUCAAAAAAUCCACCCGGUGGACAUUUUGCUGAUACUUGCUGCCACAGAAGGUGACAAGCCAAAAAUUGAAGAGUUGCUUAGGGCUGGAGCUGAUUACACUGUCAAAGAUGUUGAUGGACGAACUGCUCUAGACAGGGCUUCAACCGAUGAAAUUAAGGACUUCAUACUUGGAUAUUCAGUUCCAAAGGCAUGAGCAGUCUAAAACAUUCUAAUCUAAGCAGUUGCCCUUCGAAGUUUUUCUUCAAUUAACAUACUCAGCAUAUGCUUUGAUUACAAUUCUUCAUCCUUAAAAUAGACAUUCAGGAUCUAAAUCUAAAUACACGUUUUUUGCAUC